Messenger RNA from Suillus subalutaceus, 3091 nucleotides. RefSeq names its product Sodium/hydrogen exchanger family-domain-containing protein. The transcript has 9 exons. The record is from RefSeq and is a predicted model, not a curated record. Gene Ontology annotation, cellular component: plasma membrane. Gene Ontology annotation, molecular function: sodium:proton antiporter activity. Bases 348 to 2897 code for a protein of 849 amino acids. NCBI's taxonomy places the organism in Eukaryota, Fungi, Basidiomycota, Agaricomycetes, Boletales, Suillaceae. Gene Ontology annotation, biological process: proton export across plasma membrane; intracellular potassium ion homeostasis; sodium ion export across plasma membrane.
GCAACAUCCGUCAUCUUUCCGGCCCACUGUCAGUAGGUUCCGCGCCGAGCGCUGCGACUAUAAAGAUGGGAUGGUUUUCCAUGGACCUGCCAGGUCCCCCGCCGCAUCUUUGGUUUUCAACUUGCUUGGCGAAGAUAUUGGCUGACAUAACCUGGAAUAAAGACUCGGCUACUACGGUCAGACUACCCCGACUUGCCGUACUACGUAGACACUCCUCUAUCUUCUUGUAUCUUCACUCCAACGACCCGCCACGUCCUAUUUUAUGAACUCCAGUGGGCAUAAUCAUUGUCCAGCUGCACGCGUUAUCCAGCUUCUUUUCGGUUGAGUACUCUUCGGCACCACACAAUAUGCUAUUCCGGCCGCUUUCAUUAACCAUACCGCACAUCGCCUAUGCAUGCCUCGGAGGUUUUGUCGUUGUGUUUGGCAUGUUCUCUUUGUUCAUUCGAGAAAAGCUUUACAUCGGCGAGGCAUGCUGGGCUUUUCUCUUCGGCGUCAUCAUCGGUCCUUAUGGUGCCGGCAUAUUUGAUCCUCGUAGCUGGGGCAGUGGCAAUUCUGAGGAUACCGUGAAUCAAAUCACACUAGAGUUCACUCGUGUUGUCCUUGCAAUUGGAGUCUUCGCAAUCGGCGUCGAGCUUCCAAAAGCUUAUAUGAAGCGUCACUGGAAAAGUUUAUUAUACCUUCUAUUUCCUGUCAUGACAUGGGGUUGGUUUGUGUCGGCAGGCUUGAUCUAUGCUCUCAUACCUGACCUCACAUUCUUGUCAAGCCUUGCUGUCGCUGCAUGCUUGACCCCAACUGAUCCGAUCCUUGCUGCUGCAGUUGUCGGUGGCAAAUAUGCCGACAAGCACGUCCCCGCUCAUCUUCGCCAUCUUCUCGCAGCGGAAAGCGGUUGCAACGAUGGAGCAGCCUAUCCCUUCCUGUACAUCGCAUUGUAUCUCAUAUUGGACUCCACUACCAGUCGUGCAGUUGAAGAUUGGUUCCUUCUACUCUGGCUCUAUCAGGUCAUCCUAGGUGUGGUCGUUGGCGCCUUAAUAGGAUGGGGUUUCCGGCACCUCAUGAAAUUCUGCCAGCGCAAUGACUUCGUCGAUCGCCAGUCCUACGUUGCACAGUACAUAUCCCUGGCUUUGCUCACCAUCGGCAUCAUGACUAUCCUAGGUUCUGAUGAUCUCCUGGCAGCAUUCUGUUGCGGAACGGCAUUUGCUUGGGACGGUUUCUUCAAUCGCCAGACAGAGGAAUCAGUGUUCAGUUCCGUUAUCGACUUGUUAUUCAAUGUCGCUGCCUUCGUUUAUGUCGGCGCCUGGAUGCCGUUCGACAGUUUCAAUAACGAAACCCUCUCACUUAGCGUGUGGAGGCUCAUCGUUAUUGCCAUUUUAGUGUUGAUGUUAAAAAGGUUGCCGGUCAUGAUUGCGCUCUACAAGUUCAUACCCGACGUAAAGACUUUCCGGGAAGCCGUUUUCAGUGGCCAUUUCGGGCCCAUAGGCAUUGGUGCUAUAUAUAUUUCCACACUAGCAGCCCAGCGGCUACCAAAACCUAGCAACCCUCCAACUAACCAGACUGAAUUUCUGGCACUUGCCAUUCAACCCAUCGUUGCAUUCAUGGUACUCUGCAGUGUCGCUAUUCACGGUCUGUCCAUCCCAUUCUCACUCCUAGGCCGUCGCGUGCAUUCAGUUGGGUCUCGUACGUGGUCCCGCCAUGCCUCAUCCAACGUGCCCGACUGGGCAACGCAUACACGACACGUUACACGUGCGGAAGACGUCAUCAUUAACCGUGAUCCUACUGGACUCGAGCGUGGCGAGGGCGGACUGACGGAAGAAGAGAAGUCUGCACUGGAGAGCAAGCGCGCAAGCACGAUCACUGCGUCGCCGCUGUCGCCCGACGAGACAGAACAGGUCGGCGAGGUGAGCAGUGCGGAGACGCGUGCGGAAGCUGCGCUGGCAAAGGAUGAGGAAGAGAUGAAGGAGGAGACACCACCUGAUGGAAAGGAGACGGCGGCGGAGUGGAAGGAAGGCCCGCAUAAAAUUAUCGAGCGACGAGGUGGUCCUGGUGAGGAGGUCGAUGUGGAAGUCAUUUAUAACGCAUUCAAGCCUUCGGAACGGGUCGUGCACUCCCGGUUUUCUGUAGGAGAAAGUGGCGCCUUACAAGCAGGUCGCGCGUAUCUUCGCAAGUUACAUCAUGCGCCUGAAGAUAUACAUCGGGAAGUUGAACACGUCGAAGAAAAUGUCAAGCAUGAUAUACAUGCAUUAGAAUCAAAAGUCCAAGAAGUUUUUCAAAUCGGUGGAUCAAGUGAUGAAAACACGGGCGCAUGUGCUGAAGGUGAUGAAGACGAAGAAGGAUGGUCGUCAGACAAAAGCGGAGAUGGCGACGGGUCUACGUACCCGUUGGGGGAGCUGCCUGGCGAUCACAAGAAGCGUCCAAAAUCAUGGAAAACGAAGAGCGGAACCCAUUCUGCAGCUGCCAGAAGUGCAAGGAGUCAUCGACGAAGACAAUCAACGGGAGAUGGCGGAACGUUCUCGAGCCAUGCUAGGCAGCUUCUGGAGCAGGACCCACCGUCCGUCUUUACGAGUGAGCCAAGUGAGAUCGUACCGUUUGAAGAUGAAGACCAACGUGGGAGAAGCCACACACCUCAACGUCAGGGAUCAGGGCACACUUGCCGUCGCUCCAUCCAGCACCGACGGUUGGAGUCUCUGAAGACAAGCGAACAUAACUCCCGUGAUGUCUCGCCUACUCGGUCGGUCCGGUUCGUCGACGAAGAGCCUCGGAGUGGUGCCACGACUCCUAGGAUGACACUUGAACAGACGCCCCAGGGCAGUUCUAGCGAACCGUCUACCGCCGAUGGCUCGGAGUCGAGAGGGAAAGUCACAUUCGGCCUCACUCAAAUAAGACGUGCGUCUGAAGAUUAAUAUAUCGUAUAUAUCUCGUUGUGCGUUUUUUAAAUUGUCUGGGUCACCUCGUCGAAAUCACUUGGAUAUCGCUUUCGCAUCACAUCGCAUUCUCAUAACUUGUCGUCAAUGUAGCAUUAAUGGCUUGAACAUGUAUAGAUAUACGCGUCUCUAAACUACUAUUGUAUAUGAAAGAGCUUUUGUCAUGACUGCAC